This is a messenger RNA of Rhizopus microsporus ATCC 52813, 1227 nucleotides long. RefSeq lists its product as uncharacterized. The record is from RefSeq and is a predicted model, not a curated record. NCBI's taxonomy places the organism in Eukaryota, Fungi, Mucoromycota, Mucoromycetes, Mucorales, Rhizopodaceae. The transcript has 6 exons. Bases 1 to 1227 code for a protein of 408 amino acids.
AUGAAAGUGCAGGGACGCUUAGAAUUUCGAACAAGACGAAAUGUAACUAGACAAGCUGAAGUCAUUUCUAAUAAAAAUAAUGCUCUAAUGGAAGGUAAAGCAUUUAGAGCAGCUGACGAUAUUAUCUUGAAACCAACUGUUUCCCUAACACGAAAGAGUGCACGCAUUGCCAGUAAAACAUUAAAACAAAUAGAAUUACCAUUUAAGAAAGACGAACAAUUGGAAGAUAAGAAACGUAAAAAUGACAUGGAAGAGACCAAUUCAAAUAAGAAACAAAAAACAGAGGUCAAUAUUCCCAAAGAGAUUACAACAGAUGAACUACAAAAAGAGGCAAAAGAAACAGUGAAUGAGCAAAUUCGAGAAGAAGAAAAGACCGUUGUACAAGUUCAGAAAGAAGAAAGAGUUGUAGAAGAAAUAUGUAUGAAAUCAUCAAACAAAGAAACAACGACUGCCAUGUUUGAUAAAGGUGACAACAUCGUAGAAGGAUCACAUGAUACAGACAACCUUAAAGAUAUCAGUACAAGAAAUAACAAUGAAAUGAUACCUCCUAUAGAACAAUCAUCCAAGACUCAAGAUGAUAAUAAGUAUCACACUUCACCAGCCGCACCUUUCAAGACAUAUGUGUCUUUAGCUGAUAAACAAAGAAUUGAAGAUGAAAAGCUGAUUAUUACCAGCGUCCGUAAAGCACUCGAUAUCGUCAUCACUGAUCGUGUUGCUCGUAACCAACCUACUCUAUACCAUCAAACAGAAGCCAUACUAAGAAACAUGACGGGAAGAAAUGUAAAGAUGUCACAUAUUUGUAAAAUCAUGUAUCUUGCUCCUCGAUUAUAUUCAGUAGAGGCCAAGGAAUUAAGAACAUAUGGAGGCAAAAUUAAUGAAGACUUCUUAAUCGAAUUUGGCAAAGAAUGGAGAGUGCCUUUGAUUGGAAAAGAUUUGCAAUUACGAGCAGACAUGUUGCGUGAGGCUGUUGAUAGAUACUUUAAUGAACAUCCAGAACACGAUGCUACUGUUCCUGAAGCUCCACUGCCAAGAUUACGAGCUGUAGUAAAUAAGGAUGAAUGGGAAAAGCAAGCCAAUCUACCACAGGGUAUCAAAAAGCUGUUGGAGGCACAUAAAGCUGUCAAACAAGAACGAAUAGAACAACAAAAGCCAAAGCCAACACCUCAGGGCUCAGUCAAGGAGAGAUUUGAAGCUCUUCGUGCUAGAUUGGCUUCCAAAAAGAAAUAA